Messenger RNA from Solanum dulcamara, 1927 nucleotides. RefSeq names its product zeatin O-glucosyltransferase-like. The transcript has a single exon. The coding region runs from base 78 to 1499 and encodes 473 amino acids. NCBI's taxonomy places the organism in Eukaryota, Viridiplantae, Streptophyta, Magnoliopsida, Solanales, Solanaceae. Gene Ontology annotation, molecular function: UDP-glycosyltransferase activity. The record is from RefSeq and is a predicted model, not a curated record.
GCUAGGCAACAUGUAACUCAAAACACUUAAGAAGCUGCAGAUACUCAUAAAGCUGCAAAAUUUCUAAACAUUUCCCAAUGGCUGAGAACUACACAACAAAAAGCAAUGGCCAUCUAAGUGUUCAAGAUGCACAAGUGGCUGUGGUUAUGGUGCCACUUCCAGCUCAAGGCCAUCUCAACCAGCUUCUCCACCUCUCGAGGCUCAUCACCUCGUAUAAUAUCCCAGUGCACUAUGUUGGAGCAACCACUCAUAUUAACCAGAUCAAGUUUCGUGUCCAUGGUUUCGACCCUGUCACUACUAAAAACCUACAUUUUCAUUACUUCCCUACACCACCUUUUGAAAAUGCCCCUCCAAAUCCUAAUGCUCAGAAUAAAUUUCCUAUCCAUUUAAUGCCUUCACUUAAUGCAACAAUCCAUCUACGUGAGCCAGUAUGUUCUCUUGUACGCCAACUCUUAGGCUCUAAUCAUCGGAGAGUGAUUGUUAUUUAUGAUUCUGUGAUGACUUGGGUAGUGGAGGAUGUACCAGCAAUUCCAAAUACCGAGUGCUACCGUUUUAAUGGUUUCUCAGCUUUCUUUAUGUUUUCAUCCUACUGGGAAAAAAGAGGAAAACCUUUCCAAGCUGGAACUGAAAUAUUCGAGGACAUUCCAUCAAUUGAAAACUGUGCUACCCCAGAGUUAUGGGAAUUGUGGAGGAAACAAGAAUCCCUUGAAGGAAAAAUUAGCUGUGGAGAACUUUACAAUUCAUCCAGAGUAAUAGAAGGUUCAUACCUUGAUUUAGUAGCCAAAGAAAUUAAUGGCUUAAACCUAUGGGCUAUUGGUCCAUUCAAUCCGUUGUUGUCUGAGCAGAACAAAGACUCAAACAAACACCAUCAAACCUUGUAUUGGCUUGACAGACAAGAAACAAAUUCUGUAAUAUAUGUGUCUUUUGGAUCAACUACUACCUUGUCUAAUGAAGAAAUCGAAGAGCUCGCCAUCGGGUUAGAGAAAAGCAUGCAAAAGUUCAUUUGGGUUCUCAGAGAUGCUGACAGAGGAGAUGUUUUUGCAGGUGAAGAAAGGAGAGCUGGACUGCCUGAAGGUUAUGAAGAAAGAAUAAAAGGAAGAGGAAUUAUUGUAAGAGAUUGGGCACCUCAGUUGGAAAUUUUGGCACAUCCUUCCACAGGUGGUUUUAUGAGUCAUUGCGGAUGGAAUUCGUGCAUGGAAAGCAUUUCCAUGGGAGUUCCUAUAGCAGCCUGGCCAAUGCAUUCAGAUCAACCAAGGAAUUCUCAGUUAGUAACAAGGUUUCUGAAAAUUGGCCUAAAUGUGAGACAUUGGGCACGUCGGGAUGAAUUGGUUACAUCAGAAAUAGUUGAAAAUGCUGUGAGAACUUUGAUGGCUUCACCUGAAGGAGAUGAGAUGAGGAAGAGAACAUCAGAAUUAAGCAUUGCUGUCAAACAAUCAGUCAUGAAUGGGGGAGGUAACAGUGGGGAGAUGGAUUCUUUUAUCGCACACAUUACUCAAUAACUUUCAUAUUUGAAUUGAACAAUUGGUUGCACACUUCCAUCUAAUUAGCAUAAGUGGUACAACCUAUGAGACUAUAUCGAUGCUCUAUCACCAACCGAGUGGGUUCAGUGUCCACCCUACUGGCUCCCCUUUAUGCACAUCAUGGCACGUAUGUUGAAGAAUAAAAACCUUUCCCUUAUGAGUUCUUUGUAUUUGCUAAUAUAAAAGUGGAGGUCCUUUACUAGCACCUAGUUCAUUUGUCCAGAUAAAUAAAAUAUUGGAAGCUGUUUGUGUAUUCUUAUAAGAACUUUUUGCUUGUGACCUGAAUGACAUAAUAUGUUCUUCCAGGACUUUUGGAGCUUCUUGUCUUUAAUUCUGUGACCUUGUAUUUGAUAUUCUGCCAGACUUCUAUGUAGUUUUCAAUUAAAUUAUGAAUAACUUUGUAACUA